UAUAACAUUAAUAUAAUUUCACUGAUAUAUCUAUCAGUUCUAGGCUCAAGAUGGAACUUUUUUUGUAUCCUUGCAGCACAGAAGUGUAACAGAUUGCAUGCAUUUUAAUUUUAGCUUGGGUUUUCAGUUGGAGUAAUGACAAACUGAGUCAUACUUCACACACACAGAGUAAGUGCUCCUCUACAGUUGUGUGCUUAAUUAAAAUGUAGGCAUGCUGAGAGGCAGACCCAGAGUGAGUGUGUUUGUGUGUCUCUCUCUGUGUGUGUACUUCUUAUCACAAGUAUAACAGGUUUUUAGGUGAAUUUGUUUCAGUGUAAAGGUUUGAUUUCUUGACUAGAAAUAAAUGGUUCCAUUUUCUAUAAUAUUUAUUAUUUCCAUUUAUAAAGAACUAUGAAAAUACUUUAUGUUCUCAGCUGUAUCUUUAUGCAUGUCUCCUGUUUGUGGUGGAUGAUAAAAUCUGGCCUUAUAUAUUUUAUAUUUUUUAUAUUUUUUAUAGUUUUGCAUUCCAAGUGAACCCAAAGACAGAGUUCAAGCAGUAGUUGGAGACUGGAUUUUUCCAGGGAGGGACCGUGUUGUUAGAUGAAUAUCAUUAGGUAAUUCUGCAGUGUGGGCAUCUGGGCUGCGUUUUCUCUGCAGAGGGCUGCAGGUGGCAGACUGAUUUAUACUGAGCAGACUCAAGACAGGAAGUGCUCGCUAGCUCCCUCUGUCAGUAGUGGUGGUAAAUGUCAAGAUUCCGUUAAAAAAUUCAACUCGUGCAUUGGCCAGUAGGGGUCAUUUUAUUUCAUGCUAUUGCUUUGGAUCUCUUUAUAAUCAGCUCUUAAUCUCCCUGUCAUUAUGUUUGAAUGUAAAUUAGUUGAUUUGCUUCAAAUUAACAUGUGCUGGUGUUUCACUCAAAGGUAAAAUAACUUUAAAAUAAUAUUAUAAAGUCAUAGAAAUUGAAGUAAUAGUAGAAUAUAUACAAAGACAAUGCUUUUUGAAGCUCUUAGUCAUAUUGUUGUGAGAGAGGGGAUGAGGGGGAAGUUGGAUGACUCACAGCUGGGAGUGGAUGAACCGGUGUGAACAGCAGUCAGGCCAUUGCUCUUCCUGCCUCAACUUGAUUGCCCUAACAGUAGGGAAGGAGGCUUUUGGGUCAUUCACCGGUUAAUGAUGAAUUAUAGGUCAAAAAGGGAUCAUGUGAAUUUUGGUGCCUGUGCUCAGAGGACAGCUGGAGAGCAGGUACUGUUCCAGGGUGAGGCAGUGGCACACAUCUGUUAGAAGGGAAUGGAAAUACACACAAAAAAAAUGAUAACCAUUUUUUUCAUAGAAUAUGAAGAAUAUGAUGACAUAUGAUCAUUCAAAGAGUCAAUUUUAUUAGACUUUUUAAAUAGGUGUAUAUUCAUAUAGGUCUAUAUAUAUGUCUGCAGUGCUGUUCAACUUCCUCCCUAUAGUGGUGCAGUGAGAUUUAUUCCCUAAUUCAUCUUUACUAAUAGAGAGUAAUGCAGCAGCAACUUAGUCUCUUAUACCAUCACCAAUACCACCAUGCCUGUCAUCUCAAAGACGACUAACUAGCCAAACCAAGUCUCAGUACAGCUGUGUCUUAUAUUUGCAUUGUAUUCAAAGAUAUAGACUUGUCAGUGACAUCAAUGACCCAUUUCUCUAUUUUUCUUCUUCUUGAAUUUUUCAUUAAUAUUAUGCUGAACAUCAAUGAAAAAUGGUGAGCAAGAAAAGAUGCUGUUAUGCUUUUUCUUCUUUUGAAUGUCAUUUUAAUGCUUUAGCCAUAACACCAUCCUCCUGUGAUGUCCAUGACAUUCCUGUGAAAAGUAUUUAUUUCAGCCUGUAGGUUUCCUUUAAUUAAAAAUCUGGUUGAGCAAGCAGAAGGAAGAGGAGAGAAAGUGAUAUAGAGAAAGGGAAGAGGAAAAUUAAAUCCAAGAGAAGGAAAGAAGGUGGAGAGAAAUUGAGCAGGAAGAGAGUGAUGCAUUAAAGAGAGCAAUGCUUUUUUAGGCUUUCUAAAAGUGGCCUGUGUGCAUCCUUGCUGGGGGCAGUGCCAGUUCAGCCUGUCUGUGCAGCCUCUCUCAGAUGGGUUCAUCUCUGUCCAAAUUCAGCACACUUACAUAAGGGAAGUCAGGAUAAAGGCAACGGACAUAUUUAUCGUUAAUGAUGAGACAAGAAGCAACUGAAAUGAACCAGACUGAACUGUUUCCUAAUUUAUUAAUGAGUAUAAAUGACCAGAAAUAUAUAAUAUCCACAAUAGGAAUGACACAUGAUUAAAAAGACUGAUAAACGGACGUUAUAUCAAUCACUUCUAUAUAAUUACAGACGUGUUGUUCUGUCUUGCAAUUUAAAUGACAUGAAUGCUGAAGAUGGGCCGUCUUAUCCUUCAGGAAAGGUUUGGAUGCAUAAAACUUGUGUUUAUUUCUAAAAAAGUGACCACGAUGUCUAAAUCUGUCUUCCCAAGACAGAAGCUUAUAUAAUGUGAUGAGAUCAUUAAAAGAACCAGAUUUCAGCAGAGUGAGGUGUUUCACACUGCAGGAGGCAGGUGUGUGUGGUCUGCUGGUGUGUGCAAUGAAUAGGUUUGAACCCAGUGAUAAACAACACACAGCUAAAACACACUGCAGCUGCAAAUGCCACUGUUAAUCCUACAGUACAUAGCAAAAAAAGGAAGACAUAAUAUUAAAGAAAUGGCAGUAGAACUGUGAUUUGCAGUUUGUUGUAUGAAAAACUGACAGGGCUUUACUCUUUACUCUUGCUCUUUAUUUGGAAACAACUGAAAGAAUUGUUGGUAUCAGACAGCUUGUGAAUUUCAUCAGCUUGUGUUUUCAGAUGCACAGUUACAGUUUCACUGAAGAUGAUGAACUAGCAAUGUGUUUAGCAAUUUAUAGACAUACACAGGUACAGAACAGUGAAUUCACAGUACAAUAGAUACACACUGUUGCUGUGGCCACCACAUUAAAGGUAGAGCUGCCUAAGACAUGAACAAACUGGAUAUUAUUUACCAAUUUCCUAUUUUUACUUCCACUUUUGACAAAAAGAAAAAAAUUGCAAAUAUAAAAAAAUGAAGCAAAAUAGAAGUGUAAUGUUAUGUUUCUGUAAAAGUUAUUUUGUUUUGAUACUUUAUGCAUACCUGUAACACUUUAGUAUUUUUUUUUAUUUACAUUUACAUCCGUUUCCUGAGCCACAAAAGGCUGUUUUUCAGAAUAUGGAUAAAUUAUUUUUUUAAUGUCCUAUGCAGCUAAGAAAAAUUCUUUAGCCCUAACCCAUAAUAUGCUAACCAAAAUGUCAUUAAAAAUCACUGAAACAUUCACUAUAACACUAUAAAAAAAGCCAGCUUUAUUUUGUGAAUUCUUGGAGCACUCCAUUACCAGCACCGUUAUGUAGCGCGUUCUGAGAUAAGCACAGAAGCAUAGAAAUGAGGUGAAAUUAUAAGUAGGAACCAGGGGAGGGCUGGUGUGUGUGUGUGUGUGUGUGUGUGUGUGUGUGUGUGUGAGAGAGAGAGAGAGAGCACCAGCGGCAGGGAAACACACCCGUUAACGGCUCGCAAAUGCAAAAAAAAGAAAGGGGGAAAAAAAGAAAAAAGGCGAGAGAGAGCACGGACAAAGAAAACAUGGACGCAGCCACUGAGUGUAUUCGUGCACAUCUACUACGGAAUAUGUUCCCAAACCGUCGUGUAAACGGAAUGAAGAACAAUUAGGCCAAAUUAAUGCCGUGCUGGGAAGAGAAGCAUUGCUGCAAAGAGAGCUGUUUUUUUAAUCCGUUUGCUGCGGAUUCCGGGAGCUUGCAAUGGCUGAUGCAGGGAGAUGUUGCAGCUGUAGGGGAAGAAAUGUGCCUCUUUCAUUUUUGAUGUUUUUGUUUUGUUGUGGCCUUACACUUGGACAAAUACGCUAUUCAAUUCAAGAGGAAUCUGACAAAGGAGCGGUCGUGGGUGACAUUGCGCAAGAUUUGGGGCUGGAUGUUGCAAAGCUCUCGGCUCGAAGCAUCAAGGUAACGGCCGACGGAGGAAAACGGUAUGUGGAUGUGAAUCCUAAAAACGGAAAACUGUUCGUAAACGAACGAAUCGACAGGGAGGAGUUCUGUGACAGGACCGGUGCCUGCGUUUUAAAUUUCGAUUUGCUUCUUGAAAACCCGUCCGAGGUGCACACCAUCGAGGUGGAGGUGGUCGACGUGAACGACAACGCGCCGCAAUUCCCAAGAGACGAGUACCAGUUGGAGAUAACGGAGUCGGCGUCGCCCACUUCACGUUUUCCCGUCGAGCACGCGCUGGAUCCAGAUAUCGGGACCAACUCGAUCCGAUUUUACAGGCUCGGGCCAAACGAGCAUUUUGCGCUCGAUUCCAACAAACCGUCGCCCAACAGUAAGCACGUCGAGCUCGUGCUGAAAAAGCCUCUGGACCGCGAGCAGACGCCUUAUCAUCAGUUGAUUCUGACAGCGUCUGACGGCGGCACACCAGCGUUGACAGGUACGGCGAAAAUUAAUGUGCGCGUCUUAGAUUCCAACGACAACAAUCCCGUGUUCGACAGCUCCGUGUACAAAGUGAAACUACUGGAAAAUUCACCGAAAGACACACUCGUUAUUAAAUUAAACGCCACGGAUCAGGAUGAGGGUACAAACGGGGAGGUGUUCUAUUCAUUCAGCAGUUACACUCCGGAAAGGGUUAGACAGGUGUUCAGCAUGGACACCAACACUGGAGAAAUUCGAGUCCGAAGCAAUGUGGACUAUGAGGAUACCAACACGUAUGAGAUGUACAUCCAGGCCAUGGACAAAGGACCGGCCGCAGUUGCGGCCCAUUGCAAAGUGGUUGUUGAGGUGGUGGAUGUGAAUGAUAAUGUUCCGGAGAUUGUGCUCUCAUCCCUGUCAAGCCCGGUGCGUGAGGAUGCCCGCGCUGACACCGUUGUGGCCUUGAUUAGUGUGACAGACCGAGACUCUGGCCCAAAUAAGCAAGUGACGUUGGAGAUCCAACCUGGCCUUCCAUUCAAAAUCAAGUCCUUCAGGAACUACUACACUUUAGUAACAUCUGCCUUCUUGGACCGUGAGACCACAGCAGCCUAUAAUGUGACCCUCAGUGCCACAGAUGGUGGCACUCCUCCACUCUCCUCCCGGAAGACUAUUCAGGUGGAUGUGGCAGAUGUUAAUGACAAUCCACCACGUUUCGAGCAGACCUCUUACACUGUGUAUGUUAUGGAGAACAAUGCUCCUGGAGCCUCUCUUUGCACUGUCAAAGCUCUUGACUCAGAUGUGAAUGAGAAUGCCCGCAUCACUUACACCGUUCUGAAUGACAACAAUCAUGGCAUUCCUGUCACUUCCUAUGUUUCCAUCAAGCCAGACACAGGUGUUGCUUAUGCUCUCCGCUCCUUUGACUAUGAGUCACUAAGGGAGUUUCACUUCCAAGUAAAGGCUCAGGAUGGAGGUAUACCACCCCUCAGCCGUGUGGCCACUGUCUACAUCUAUGUAAUGGACCAAAAUGACCAUGCUCCAGAGAUUGUGAACCCUCCAGCCAAUGGGACACGUUCAACAGAAACAGUCCUGAAGAACAUUGAAGCAGGUGCUCUUGUCACCAAAGUGGCAGCAUAUGAUGCAGAUGCUGGACAGAACGCUUGGCUCAUUUACAUUAUGGACCAGUCUACUGAUCUGGACCUGUUCAAGGUGCAUGAGCACACGGGGGAGAUCCGUACAACACGUCGAGUCCUGGAAGACAACUCAACCUCGUUCAGCCUCAUUGUGCUAGUGAAAGACCAUGGAGAGCCCCCACUCUCCUCUACUGCCACCAUCAACAUAGCCGUCAUGGAGGUGCCACCUAAAGUCACCCCUGACCCCAAAAGGAUUGUUCGCCCUCACAGCACACCUCUCUUUUCUAAUGUAACUCUUUACCUGAUUGUAGCACUCAGCGCCACAACAUUUGUGUUUCUGGUCACAGUGGUGGUGUUGGCCAUAGUGCGGUGCCAUGCCUAUUGUACCCAACCUGGCUCAUGUUCACCCUGCUGUGUGUCUCAAAAGAGCACACAAGAUGGUGGGUCUGGAGGAGGUGCAGGUGGAGGAUCUCAAGCCAAUAAUAACGUGGUUCUCCGCAGAGAUCUCAAAGUCGAACCUCACUAUAUUGAGGUUCGUGGAAAUGGCUCUCUGACCAAGACCUACUGUUACAAAACCUGCUUGACUGCCACAUCAGGCAGUGACACCUUUAUGUUUUACAACACGGGCCGGCCCAUCAGUGGGACCUGGGGUUCGGAGCGUUUCUUCACAAGUGGCAGUGGUUUUGUGCGCAGACUCAGCAUGCCAGAUGCAGCCAUACAGCCCAAGGGACCGAAUGCUGACUGGCGGUACUCUGCAUCUUUGAGGGCAGGAGUGCAGAGCUCUGUUCACAUGGAGGAGGCUUCAGCUGUGAUGCAGGGAGCGCAAGGUGUUCUGGUGCAGAACUGGCCUACGGUGUCCAGUGCUGCAGAUGGCGAAGCUGAAGGACAGCUCUCUCCUCCAGUCGGAGCUGGGAUCAACAGUAAUAGCUGGAGCUUCCGUUAUGGUGCUGGACCAGGUUACGGUCCUCCACAGGCUUUGAAGCCAGGCGAGAUCCCUCCUGAAGCCUUCAUUAUUCCUGGCUCACCUGCAAUCAUCUCUAUCCGGCAAGACCCAGGAGCCAUGGACGACAAGGGGGACUUUAUUAGCUUUGGCAAGAAAGAGGAUCCUAAGAAAAAGAAAAAGAAGAAGAAGGAGAAAAAAGACAAAAAGGAUAAAGGCAAAGAUGAUGGCGAGGAGUAAAGGGGAAUUUGGCUGUUUCAAAAACAAUCCACCUAAACUCCUGAACUCAUACGAAUGAAAAAACAAUAAAAAUCUGAAAAGAAAUACAGCACAGAAAGGAGAGCCCUUUAAUUGCAGCUCUCAGUAUGGGGAGAUAAAUUGGCCAGCCCCACCCAGUGCUGAUCAUUCUCUUUUCUCUUUCUACCCAACUUCAAAUGACCCCAAUCCUUAAACCAUGAUGGCUCCCAGGAGGCAAUAAUUGGCUAUUUCACUACUCAGUGUAUCCAAAAGGUUUUCACUCCAUCUUUCUAAGCAGCAAUUAUGAAUCUAAAAACAGUAAAUUACAACAUUCAUUCCAAAUGAUCCAUAAAUUGCAUAUUAUAUCUGUAGGUAUAAUAUAAGUGAGGGGAGUCUGUUAUCUGGACAUCCUCAUGACUCCAUUGCUAUGCCAGGAAUUUGUACUUUAAACAACCAACAGGUUUAUGAAUGAAAUAUGAUCUGGUCAGCAUUAUGUAUGUGUGUGCUGCGGAGGAAAUACACUUCAGGGGUAGUACAAUAUUCACGUGUAAUAGUCAAUAAUUUCAGGGUUUGAGCUCACAGAGCCCCCUGCUGCCUUUGAAAGGCACACGAAUGCUGAAACCUCACGUGUGCUUUACUUGGUGAUGCAAAAAAAAAAAAAAAGAAAGAAAGAAAAACAACCUCCAAACCUAAAAUUUCAAUUAUUCCUUACUUGACUGUGUACAUCUAAACAUGGAAAUACGUUGCUUAUGUUGAAUUCAUGGUCAGAGCAGUAAAGUAGAAUCCACUGUCCGGCAUGUCCAAUAUUAACAGACACGUUAAAGCAUUGUAGGAGCACAGCUUCUUAUGUAAUAUAGACAGGAUUGUUGCUUGUUGCAACCAGACCUGUUAAACUUUUGCCUCUGCGGUGAUUCACUUUUCAGUGCUCCAGAGCUUUCCUCCUCCAUGUUUACAGCUGUGCACAUCGAGAACUGCCCUCUUGUGGCCGUGAUGUGGGAGUGAAUAAAAGAGCUAAGACACACUCUCUCACUUGUAACCUCUGCACUCAGAUCAAGCCUCAGCACUGUUACUGGAACUAAAUAUUUUUCCCCAGGGAGCAUAAGCACAUGAGACACUUCCAUCCGAGUAAAACGAGUGCUCAAGCAGCAGUGAAAAGUGUCUUGAACUGUUCUUUUGAGGAGCUUGUGUAGACAUCAGUUUUCCAUUUUGAGAUGUGUGGUUUGGUUUCCAGAGAUGUACAGACAGCAGAAUAUGGUAGUGAACCAAACUGAGCUAGCACUGGAGAAGGUUUCAUCCCUGUGAUUUUGUUUUUCCAUUCUGGAUGGAUUCAACUUCAACUUUUUUGUUUUGUUUUUCAAAAUUUUACUUUCUUUUGUCUUGGCAGUAGGGCUAUUGAUCAAGGUAUAGGAUGGAUGUUAGUGCUGCUAUAAUUGAUAACACACACACACAGUACAGCCUUCUUCAGGUGUGGUUUAGUGCUGUCAGAUCACUAAGUGACUGCUUGCAUGUGAUACACAGAUAAAACAAACUAUAUAUAGAUAUAUAUAUAGAUAUAUAUAGAUAGAUAGAUAUGCUUUUCAUAUUUAUUUUGAACCAUUCCUCUUAUAUUUAGAGACAUCCAUCGUCUCUGAUGACACACGUAGGCAUAUAUCUAAUUGCUCAUUCAGAUUCAACUGUACAAGCACAUACUGUAGAUCAUUGAUGCAAAACCACCAGAGGGAAUAACCACCAUGUUGUCCCUGUGACAUCAACGUUAACCUUAAACAUGCUAGAUAUAUGUAUUGCUGUAGUGUUAUGCUAUAAUUCUUUUUUUAUAACCAUGAAUAUAUUUGGAAUCAUGAACAAACAAGUAAUGUUGAAUUGCUUCAUAUAUCCCCUUCUAUGAUAUCGUCCUUGUUUUCCAUUAAAAACCUAAAAAAAAAUGCAAUAAAAAUAUCAAAAUGAUAAAUGCAUCAAAAAAAUCCCUGUCUGUGUACUCUGCUCGUGUGUAGUGAAUGUUUAUUAAGUCAAUCAGUGCUGAUUUGGCACUUUCACAGUACAAAUCUAUUGAACAUCUUUUUUUUUUGUACAGCUUCUCAUCAGUAUAGUGGUGAAAUAAUGUUUUUUUUUCUUUUCUUUUUUCCCCUUUUUUAUAUCACUUUAUGAAAUAUGUUAACGUGUUUUGUUUAUAAACCACAAAUAAAUUUUUUUCAUAAGUA
Molecule: messenger RNA, 8915 nt
Organism: Hemibagrus wyckioides
Lineage: Eukaryota; Metazoa; Chordata; Actinopteri; Siluriformes; Bagridae
Product: protocadherin alpha-C2-like
Exons: 4
Coding region: 3757-6720 (987 amino acids)
Biological process (GO): homophilic cell-cell adhesion
Cellular component (GO): plasma membrane
Molecular function (GO): calcium ion binding
Source: RefSeq, a predicted model, not a curated record